GCAACAGCUGCUAGAAUUGCCACAUGGCAAAGGUUUGUUAAUUAAAACCAACAUGGGAUGGUGAGACUGAGCUCCCGUUGCCUGAGCAACGGAAGAAAGCCGAGACCCAAGAGCGGGGACUACCCCGGGAAAAGUGACGUCACUACGCGGCACAACUCUCCAUGGAGCAUCGAGCAAGGUGAGAACUUUAUACACAAAAGCCCUAAAGACUGACGGACAGGUAGACAUGGUGUCAUUUAGAAAGGACGAUUCAGUUUGCGAUACAUUUUGUAAAAGAAGACUCACGCCGCCUCGGCAGACUGCUCGGCACAGAAAGCAGAGACUUAUGUCCAAACUGUGUGACUCUGGAUUCGAGGACGAUCUGGUUUCCUCUCCCAUUCCGCCCCGUUGUCGGACGAAUGCAUCCCAACUGGAGUCAGAAGAAUCAGAGUCCGCUGAUGGACAGCUGUCCCACUGGUACCUUCAGUACGGAGACGUCGGUUUCAGGAUCCAGAGGGAGAAAGAGUCGCAGUUUCAUCCCUGCCAAAGCCUGGCACGUCAACCACAACUGACUGCAGAUGCACGCUGUAAGCUGGUGAGCUGGCUCAUCCCCGUCCAUAAACACUUCCGUCUGUCCUUUGAGUGCUGCUGCCUGACAGUGAACAUCAUGGACAGGUUCCUGGCGUCCACUCCAGUGGCCACAGACUGCUUCCAGCUCCUGGGUGUCACUGCACUCCUCUUAGCCAGUAAACAGGUGGAGGUGCACUCUCCAUCGGUCAGCUAUCUCUUGUCUCUGUGCUGUGAUGCUUUCACCAAGGAGCAGUUCUGCAACCUGGAGUGCCUCGUCCUGCUCCGCCUUAACUUUCGCCUCGCCUCGCCCACCCUGGCCUUCUUCCUGGAUUACUUCAGCAGUCUCGUCGAGGCUGCCCAGUUUGUGAUUAAGAACAACAGCGGUGAUGGGUUUUCAGGAGUGAGUUCAGAGAUAGCAAAGAUCAGAAAGUGCAGUGAGCUUGCACAAAAAGUAUGUGAGUUGACUCUAGCAGACUAUGCUUUCAAUAAAUACCCACCGUCUCUGAUUGCUUGCUGUGCCCUGAGACUUGCAUGCGAAUUACUGAGACCCGAACGCUGCGUUGCAGAGCAGGCAGACGUAGAGUUGGUGGAAAACCCAUGGGAAUGUUUCAGAGGAGAUCUAUGUAUGCAGCCGGUUUGUAUCCAGUCAUGUGAAAGCUCUGCCUUUAGUCCUGGGCAGUGUUUGACAGGGGAGGUGACUCCUGAUCAGGACUGCAGUCUGGUGCAGGAAUGCAAAGACAACCUAAAGAUGUUGGUGUCACUAAAUCAGGAGACUCUAAAAGUGAGGCCAUUAAUGUAGAACAUCACCUUAGAAAGUUAAAAAAGCUGGUUUCUAAUCGUUUUUUCUUAGUCUAUGAUGUGUUUGGGAAGCAAUGCAUGAUAAUGAUUUAUUUUCGUAGAUGUGAGCUGCUUACAGCCCUCAUGAACAGUCAUAUGUUUGCAACCACUAAAGGUUUACUUGGUAUUAUAUUUGAUUUAUUUGUGUUUCUACUCACACAUUUCUGUAAUCUGUUUACUGAAGGAUUUUUGAACCAUUGUAUCUUAUUUAUUAAUUGUUUUAAGUAAUAAAGUGUAUGAAAAAAAAAUUGCUGGCUUUUACUUUGGUAGUGCGAUGCAGCAAUCCAGAGCUCAGGUUGUGCAAACUGACCACAGAAUAACUGAUGUAAUAAAG
Messenger RNA from Poecilia latipinna (sailfin molly), 1720 nucleotides. It is a transcript of the gene ccno, whose product is annotated as cyclin O. The record is from RefSeq and is a predicted model, not a curated record. NCBI's taxonomy places the organism in Eukaryota, Metazoa, Chordata, Actinopteri, Cyprinodontiformes, Poeciliidae. The transcript is spliced from 3 exons. The coding region runs from base 227 to 1348 and encodes 373 amino acids.